AUGCUCAACAAAGAUAGGGUUGUGACUCUUAAACUUCUCAAAUGUGAAAUCCACCUUCUUUCAAGCGAAAACAUAAUCUGCCGCACAACCUUCACGUUAGAUCAGUGUGGCGAUCGUCCGUUUCCGAUACCAUUCUUCUUCCUCGCCAUCCCUGAUUGCAAGACAGUGGCGCCGGUCCUCUCAAUUUUUUCGUCGUCUCACAAUCUCGCCUUCGUCAGCUUGCAACAAGAUCAAACAUUCUUUUCUGAAUUCGUCAUGAAUAGAAGCCCUAAUGUACUCGAUAUGCCAAUGAUUCAUGCGAUGAUUUCUGGGGCUUUACUUAUACCCUUCAUCUUUUUCUGA
Vicia faba (fava bean) is the source of this 342-nucleotide messenger RNA. NCBI's taxonomy places the organism in Eukaryota, Viridiplantae, Streptophyta, Magnoliopsida, Fabales, Fabaceae. The record is from the annotation of a GenBank genome assembly.